CCAGAGAGGCCGUACCAGGCACGCGAGGACAUCCAGAAGAUCUCGGUCGUGCACUGGGGGCAGCGCAAGCUGUUCGUCGCGGAGAUGUCGUUCCUCUCGGCACACUACACCCCAUCCAUCACGACCGUGGUGUACGCCGGUGCCGCGCCAGGGACACACUUGGUCGAGCUCAUGCUGAAAUUCCAGAAGCUCUCAUGGGUGCUCGUCGACCCCGAGCCCUUCCAUCACAAAUUGCGCGAUUUCUACUCGUCGAGCGUGACGCUCAUCCAAGACCGCUUCACCGACGCGUUCGCGGCCCAAUUCGCAGGGAGGAACGACGUCCUGUUCAUCUCGGACAUCCGCACUGCCGAUCACAACCGCGACAACAAGGAGGAGAACGAGCGGAAGAUUGCACAGGACAUGCAGAACCAGAAGCGAUGGUUCCGGAUCAUGAAUCCAGUGGCCGCACUCUUGAAGUUCAGGCUCCCCUGGGACAAUAGGAUGACAACCUACCCCAUGGGAAAGAUCCAGUAUCCCGUCUGGGGGCGCGUGUCCACGACGGAGACACAGCUUAUCGUGCUUCAAAACGCUCCCGACACGGUGUACGACAACAAGAGGUACGAGAGCAAGAUGUUUUAUCAUAACACGAUCGCGAGG
Guillardia theta CCMP2712 is the source of this 636-nucleotide messenger RNA. RefSeq lists its product as hypothetical. The record is from RefSeq and is a predicted model, not a curated record. NCBI's taxonomy places the organism in Eukaryota, Cryptophyceae, Pyrenomonadales, Geminigeraceae. Gene Ontology annotation, molecular function: methyltransferase cap1 activity. The annotation marks the transcript as partial. The transcript has a single exon. Gene Ontology annotation, biological process: 7-methylguanosine mRNA capping.